Bathycoccus prasinos is the source of this 606-nucleotide messenger RNA. RefSeq lists its product with no specific name. Lineage: Eukaryota; Viridiplantae; Chlorophyta; Mamiellophyceae; Mamiellales; Bathycoccaceae. The record is from RefSeq and is a predicted model, not a curated record. Bases 1 to 606 code for a protein of 201 amino acids. The transcript has a single exon.
AUGAUGAUCUUCAACGAAACGUCGUCGUCGUCGUCAAAGGCAGAAGGAAAGAAAUGCGAGCAGCGACGAAAACAAGAAACAGAAGAACAGAAAUGGGAGAAGAAAGCGGCGUCUUUCGCGUUGGCGACGCUCGUGGCGACGUCGUUAGCGGUCGCGGAUUGCUCGGUGUUGAAUCAGCCUGCGGAGGCUUCCACUUUUGCGAAUGAAAUCACGCAAGUGGCUGGGAGAGGCGGCGGAGGUAUGAGAGGAGGAGGCGGAAGAUCGUACAGGUCUGCGCCGAGAGGUGGUGGGCAAUACAGACGAGGACCGCCGCCGCGCGCGGGUUACGGACCGACGGUGAUGCCAAUGCCAGUGCCGAUGUUUUCUCCGUUUGGGUUCGGUAUGCCGUUUGGUUUCGGGUACGGCAUGCCGUUUGGCUUCUUUGGUGGGGGCGGUUUCAUCUUUCAGCUGUUCAUGUUGGCGUUUGUCGUGAACGUGGUGAGUGGGUUCUUCAACGCCGCGGAUCAAUCUAGAUACGAUGAAUACGAAAGAGACGAGUGGGAAAGAGACCAGAACAAAUCCAUCGACGAGGAUGACUUUUCGGACGACUGGAGAAAGAGACGCUAA